This is a messenger RNA of Pezoporus occidentalis (night parrot), 4527 nucleotides long. RefSeq names its product colony stimulating factor 1 receptor (gene CSF1R). The record is from RefSeq and is a predicted model, not a curated record. The coding region runs from base 228 to 3131 and encodes 967 amino acids. The transcript is spliced from 22 exons. Gene Ontology annotation, biological process: positive regulation of kinase activity; regulation of MAPK cascade; multicellular organism development. Lineage: Eukaryota; Metazoa; Chordata; Aves; Psittaciformes; Psittacidae. Gene Ontology annotation, cellular component: plasma membrane; signaling receptor complex; CSF1-CSF1R complex. Gene Ontology annotation, molecular function: cytokine binding; ATP binding; macrophage colony-stimulating factor receptor activity.
CAAAGUAAGCUGCCCUCUUCACAGGGAGCUGCUCCAGGUUGAGCCAUCUCUGUGGACCUGUUGUGUGGGUGAUGGCCAUGCUCCUGUGUGGGUCCUCAGGACCUGAAGCCAGCAAGAUCCACCAGGCCUGAGAAAGGAGAAGCUCCCACUGGGGACGGAGCUGCUGCUCGAGAGGAUCCUGCACCGCAUCCCUGCUCUGUGCUGCGGGCACCGUGCUCCCUGGGGACAUGGGUCCUGCUCUCCUGCUGCUGCUCACCACAGCCAGCACCUGGCACGGCUCAGUAUCCCUGGUGAUCAGUCCUGACGUCCCUGCUCUGGUUGUCAGCACAGGUGAUCCAGUCACCUUGCGCUGCUCAGGGAAGUCCAAAGUUGAAUGGCAAACCAAAAAGGAUGUAUUCAGCAAUGACACCAGCAGCACGCUCAGCAUUCCCAAGACCACUUACAGGGACACAGGCACCUACGUGUGUGCUUAUGUCAACAGCAGUGACAAGAGCAUUGCAACUGUGCAUCUGUUUGUACGAGAUCCCAAUAACGUGUGGAACACCCUGGCUUUCCGGGUCGGUGUGACCAGGGGUGGUAACGCUGAGCUGCCCUGUCUCAUCACGGCCCCCGAGUAUGGAUCCAGUGUGACCCUGAUAAUGGAUGGCGGCUCUCAUCUCCCACCCGGGACCAACUAUUCUUUCAGUGCUGAGAAAGGAAUGACACUGUACAAUGUGCAAAGCAAGCAGAAGGGCUUUUACAGAUGCCAAGCAGUGAUAAAUGGAAAAACUGAGAAGUCACCAAGAAUGAGACUGCUUGUGGAAGAAGCUCUGGAGAAGCCUGUGUCAGUGAUGAUGGAUCCUAUAGACCACGUGCGAAUUGUGGGCGAGCCUUUCAAAGUCACUUGCAGAAUAACUGCUCCUUCCCACAAGUACGAUGUCAGAUGGGUGACGGCAGCAAAGAACGUCUCCACAGCUCAGAAUCGUAGCUUUGAGAAUGAGAACUACUUCAUCAGCGAUGUCCUGUCCGUUCCAGCCGUGUCCAUGGAAGACAGUGGGAAGUACACCUGCGUAGCUAACAACUCAGUAGGAGUCAGGAAUGCCUCCACAAUGCUUCGGGUAGUAGAGAGAGGUUACGUGUUCCUUACCCCGCUGCAAGCCACCAGCCAGGAGGUUGCUUUGGGAGAGAGUCUGAUGCUGCAGGUCCAGAUUGAGGCUUACCCAAAACUUCUCCGCUGGGGCUGGGAGCACACAAACCCCCUGAAGAACACUGAGAGCACCCCAGUGCAGGGCCAGAUGAUGCCUGGAAACAACCGGUAUAACAACACGCUCUUCCUUAACCGCCUGCAGGAAGGAGAAGGAGGUCUCUAUAUGUUUUAUGCCAUCAACAAUGAAACCAAUGCAUCAGUUACCUUCAGUAUCUCUUUGAAAUCUCCUCCAAGGCUCUGCAAAAUCAAGGUGGCAGCCAACGACUCCAGCAUCCUCCAGUGCAUGGCCAUCGGCUACCCUGCCCCACGCAUUGAGUGGUACCAGUGCCCCGUUCACUCUGAUAGAUACGAGGACUAUAGGCUGCUACUGAAUGACUCCAAUCCCCAAGUGGUGAACGUGUUGCCCUUCCGAGAGAUGGAGGUGGAGAGCAGCAUCCCCUUCCAGGAGCUGGGUGCCAACUUCACCUUCUGUUGUAUGGCCUUUAACAGAGAGGGGAACGCUUCUGACGUGUUUCAUUCACUCACCAUCACCAGAAGUGUCAUGGCCCCCCCAAACAAACUCUUCAGCCCCAUUCUCUCCACCUGCAUCGGCACAUCGGUUCUGCUGCUCCUUCUCCUGCUCUUCCUCCUCUACAAGUACCACCAGAAACCCAAGUACCAGGUGCGGUGGAAGAUCAUUGAGGCCUGUGAAGGGAAUAACUACAUCUUUAUCGAUCCCACUCAGCUCCCAUACAAUGAGAAAUGGGAGUUCCCCAGGAAUAACCUCCAGUUUGGAAAAACUCUUGGAGCAGGAGCCUUUGGAAAAGUGGUAGAAGCCACUGCUUUUGGGCUGGGCAAAGAAGAUUCCGUCCUCAAAGUUGCUGUGAAGAUGCUAAAGUCAUCAGCAGACACGGACGAGCAGGAGGCUCUCAUGUCUGAGCUGAAGAUCAUGAGUCACUUGGGACACCAUGAGAACAUUGUCAACCUGCUGGGAGCAUGUACCUAUGGAGGCCCAAUCCUCGUCAUCACAGAGUACUGUCGCUAUGGAGACCUGCUGAAUUUCCUCCGGAAGAAGGCUGAAUCCAUCAUUAUCCAGGAUUCUGCACUGGACAUCUCUUUAGAUAGUGCUGCUGAUUACAAAAACAUUGACCUAGAGAAGAAAUACAUCCGGAGUGACAGUGGCUUUUCGAGCCAGGGUUUGGAAAUGUAUGUUGAAAUGAAGCCUGUGUCGUCAUCAUCAUCUUCAGCAUCAUCAGAUUCUGCACAAGCCAGGGGGAAAAGCCCAGAGGAAGAAGAUGGAAGCAGGGAGGACCUCUGUCCCCUCAACCUCUCUGACCUCCUGCAGUUCUCCAGCCAAGUGGCCCAGGGCAUGGCAUUCCUCGCAUCAAAGAACUGCAUCCACCGUGAUUUAGCAGCCAGGAAUGUGCUCAUAUCAGAUGGACGGGUAGCCAAGAUCUGUGACUUUGGCCUGGCCCGGGAUAUCAUGAAUGACUCGAAUUAUGUUGUAAAAGGCAAUGCCCGCCUGCCCGUGAAGUGGAUGGCUCCAGAGAGCAUCUUUGACUGCAUUUACACAGUGCAGAGCGAUGUGUGGUCUUACGGCAUCCUUCUCUGGGAGAUCUUCUCCCUUGGUAAAAGUCCAUACCCUGGCAUGGUGGUGAACAGCAAGUUCUACAGCAUGGUGAAGCAGGGAUACCAGAUGGCCAGGCCUGACUUUGCUCCCUUGGAAAUGUACACCAUCAUGCAGGCAUGUUGGAGCCUGGAGCCCACAGCAAGACCUACCUUCGACCAGAUCGGCUGCUUCAUCCAGAAAGAACUGGAGGUGCAUAAGGAGCAGGACUACACCAACCUCCCUUCCACCACUGAGGAAGACAGUGGCUGUGAUACCUCUGGCUGCUGCGAGGAGUCCUGCGAGCAAGAGGAUAGCGGGCAGCCCCUUCUCAAGGGCAACAACUACCAGUUCUGUUAGCUGGUACCAUUGCCCCAGGUGGAUCCCAUCCUCCUGGAUCUGCAGAGUGCAUGGUGCUGCCCUGCCUUAGGACAAAGAUGCCUUCAGCUUUGGCUCUCCUUCUUCUGAAGUAUGAGUGUUACUGACUCCCUCACUGAAAUGACAGCGCUAGAGUGACUCAAAACCAAGACUCACCGUGGGGUCCCUGAGGCCUUACCUGAAGUGUAGCAUAGGUUGUGAGGAUGGGAAAAUGCUCCAUCUCUACAAGGUACAGAGAGGUCCCUGGCACCUGCCUCCCCAUCCCCAGUGGGGCUGUGAGUAUUUUGGGUUUGGAGGGUUUUUCAAAUACUAGUUGCAGCCAAGUAAGUCAUUCCCACACCUGAACCCUUGUGUUUUGUGAGCACAUCUUGAAGCAGGAACUACUUCACACAGCAGAAGCAGUCCUCUUUCUUGGUGGUCCUGCUCUCUUCCCUUUGCCAGUUUGACCCUGGAUGGUGCAGAGUGAGUGUUUAGAUAUAGGUAAAGCCUCUAAGCAUUAAAUACGCAUUAACCUCUACAUUUCCUCACCCAAUCAUCUACCUCUACACAGCUGAUGCUUUGGCAUGGAGUGUUUGGGUGAAGCGAGCCAAGGAGCCAGCCCCAUGGUUAUGUGAACCUGGGGACGAAGGGCAGUUAUUUCUCAGGUAAAACACAAACAUAACUGGUGUGCUUCCAUGUCGGCACUGAACACAUCCCAAAUCCAGGAAAGAAUGGCAGCUUAAACAGAUCUGGAAAUGAUCAACAUAACACACAUCCUACAAACCUUCUGCAUUAUUAAACAUGUAGCAAUCACUGCCUUUGUCCCAAAUACAGAUAUGCUCUUGUACAUAUUUUCCUGAGCGUAUUUUUAAUAGAAGAGCUGAGAUAGAGAAUAGUUUUUCAUAAGCUAGGGCCUGAUGCCCUUAAACUUAUUUCUCAUUGAGCUCUUGUUCGGGGCUACUAGUGCCAGUAAGGAAGUAGCUAACGAAUCUUCUCAACUUCACCUGGCUCUGUACACCAGGUACAGGCACUGACAGGACUCAGGCAAACUACAGUGGGACAUGACUAUCACAGGUGGCCUUGGUCACACCCUGAGCAGUUAGCUUGUGGGCCACUUCUGAUUAUAGUAACCCUGGGUUUAUGCUAACACUGAGUGAUUCUUUCCUCCUUACUAAACACAAAGCUAAUUUAUAUCUGUCAGCAUUAUAAAAAAAAGAAAUGUUUAGCAAAAUGAGUCUCUUCUAGAGCUUUAAAAGAACUGCUCUUAAAGAGGAAUGGAUCAGAGCACAGGUCUGCAACUCUGCUCCAACUCCUCACACACAUCUUUCCCAUUACAAGUUCUCAAAACCCUUCAAUCUUGUGUAAUGCAAAAACUUAUUAAAACCAAGAUUUUAAAACA